Molecule: messenger RNA, 573 nt
Organism: Hibiscus syriacus
Lineage: Eukaryota; Viridiplantae; Streptophyta; Magnoliopsida; Malvales; Malvaceae
Product: E2F transcription factor-like E2FE
Exons: 4
Coding region: 18-494 (158 amino acids)
Biological process (GO): regulation of transcription by RNA polymerase II
Cellular component (GO): RNA polymerase II transcription regulator complex
Molecular function (GO): DNA-binding transcription factor activity, RNA polymerase II-specific; RNA polymerase II cis-regulatory region sequence-specific DNA binding
Source: RefSeq, a predicted model, not a curated record
CUCACAAUUCAUCAGUAAUGAGAACAGAAGUGAGGCGGUUGUACGACAUUGCAAAUGUGUUGUCUUCCAUGAAUCUUAUUGAGAAGACCCACACUUUAGAUACCCGGAAGCCUGCGUUUAGGUGGUUGGGGAUGAGGGAGAAAUCCGAAAAAGGAUCCGCUGAUAAUACCUUUGUUCUUAAUGAGUCUAAGAAAAGGGUGUUCGGAACCGAUGUCACCAACAUCGGUUUCAAGAAGAGUAAGGUCGAUUCUUCAAACGAUCAGAAUCCCAACCAGUGCAUUAAGCCGAAAAAGCAUGAAAAAGUCGAGAUUUCGGCCGAUAGAAGUUGCUCAGAUGAUUCGAAACAAGGCUCAAAGAGCUACCAAUUUGGUCCUUUUGCUCCUAUAAACUUGACCAAGAGUGGUAACCCUGCGAAUGGUGCAAGGUUGGUUCAUGACUGGGAGAGUCUUGCUUCUGCAUACCGCCCUCAGUACCACAAUCAAGGAAAGCUCUAAGGGAUCUUUUCUCUCAUUACAUGAAAGCCUGGAACUCAUGGUACUCGGAAGUUGCUGGGAAAAAUCCAAUACAACAGAU